Messenger RNA from Carassius gibelio (silver crucian carp), 4988 nucleotides. It is a transcript of the gene fastk, whose product is annotated as Fas-activated serine/threonine kinase. The transcript is spliced from 10 exons. Gene Ontology annotation, biological process: mitochondrial RNA processing; regulation of mitochondrial mRNA stability. The record is from RefSeq and is a predicted model, not a curated record. Gene Ontology annotation, molecular function: RNA binding. The coding region runs from base 695 to 3442 and encodes 915 amino acids. NCBI's taxonomy places the organism in Eukaryota, Metazoa, Chordata, Actinopteri, Cypriniformes, Cyprinidae. Gene Ontology annotation, cellular component: ribonucleoprotein granule; mitochondrial matrix.
AGCCUCUGUUGACUUCCGGGAACAUGGCGAUCACCGGGGCGGCGGAUGACCACUGGCAGAGUGCAAGGGGAGUGUAACGGAAGGCUGUGCUCCCCGGUUACAGGCCUGAAAGACGAGUCCUCCGCGCCGACGGGACACGAGUCUCGUGUGUGGAUCUGUGUCGAGAUCACAUAGACAAACAGUUCCGCUCAGGAAGCUUUACCUUCACAUACACUGAUAAAAUCACUGACUUUAGCUGCUGAAAAAGAGUCGCGCAUUUUGAUCAAGCCAUGUCCUACCGGAUCGCACCAAAUUCACGCACUAUAUUAGCCAUAUUUUAAUAAAACUGUCUCGGUUUCGUUACGCGAAGCAGAUGAACAUCAGUAUUAAACUGCAGAUCGUGUGAAAUCCUCGUCGGUGUAGCAGUUUGUUAGCAGUGCGCAGCUCUGCUCCUCUUCCGGGGCCUCAGCAGAUGCUCCACAAAUCCUGCUUUUACAACAUGUCAGUCCCGUUUAAGCCUUUAUUUAAUAUCAGUUUGUAAAUCCACAUGGCUGUGCAGCACAGUUAACCUUUGGAUGAUCUGAAUCGAGAGCCAAUGUCACCAACUCCCGCCUUUGAACUCAUCCUCCUGACCCUGCUCAUCCAUCCCUGCGCCAGCCUCUGAGAGAAACAUGAGUGUUCUUUUGAACUUCACUGCUGGACCACCCUAUAUAACAUGCUGGGGCUGUCUGUAUGCUUUGGCCUCUUAACCUGCAGGAGAGUCUCCUCGCCCCACCAGCAUUCUCUCCUACUGAGUUUAGGUGCCCUCACUAGUAUGUACACCACACGUAUGUACAGUGGUGGUGGGGGUAAGCCAGGACGCCGCAUCGGCCUGAUGGGAGGAGGGCCGCCCAUGCUGGAGAACCACCAUCAUCAGCUCCCGCCUCAUCACCCUCAUGUCCAUCAGCCUCAGAGCUACCCACCUGUUUAUCAAACCCGUCUAGACGCCCACCGGCCCCACUACCAGACCCACCAGCACUACCACACACACCCUCAAGUCACCCACCUCCCCCCUCCACACUACCAGCCUCACGCGCAUUUGCACCAUGGCAAGAAGAAGACCUGGAACUUCAUCCACGAGAAGAUGAGCUACGACACCUUCUUCACCAUGAAGCGGCUGAUCGAUCGCUCGCGCACCGUGGAUGAAGUUCUGCGCUGGGUCACCCAGAAUCCAGGGAAGAUCUCGCACAAUCAUUACCCUAUUGCCCUACAGAAGAUCGGUCAGCUGCUGGUGCUGCAGCAGGCGGGAGGUCAGGCGGGUGGGAGCGGAUCAGGCGGCGGUGGGGGAGCGGGUGACGGGGCCUCACCUGCAUCCUCUGCUGGAGGUUCGGGGGAGAACGCCAUACGACAGAUUCUGGACAAUCAGGAUUUUCAGACGCUCUGUGAUGCCAUUGUCAGUGACUGUGCCAAGUUUGACAACUUCAGCAUUGUUAACUGCCUUUAUGCUGUAGCUGCUCUUGGGCUGCCCAGUGACUCUCAGAUCGUAAAGGUUCUGGAGGAAGAGUCCCAGGCUCGCCUGUCCCAGUUUAAUCAAAAGGACAUCUCCAUGGUUUUCAGCAGCAGCAUGAAGCUUCAUCCGUCCAGCCAGCAUCCCUUGAUUGAAUCAUGUCUCACCGGGCUAGAGAAGAACAUUGAGCGGGAGCGCCAUCCCCAGACGCUCUUCCUCCUGCUCUCCUACUACCGCACUAAAUGGAGAGCGCUGCGGGCGGCAGAGGGAGUCUCUCCCGAGCAGCUGGUGGUGAACCGGAAGAUCCUGCGGCUGGUGAAGCACACACUGGCCAGUGUUAGCAGCGUCCGGGACCAUGAGAUGGCUCUGCUGGAUGAGAUGCUGUCAGCUUGCGCCAGGGAGGCUAGCAACAAGAGCCUCGAGCUUAUCUUCAGCUCUCACCUCUUCUACCAGAACAGGCAGGAGAAGUUUGUGAGCAGCCUUGCAGAGGAGUUGCCUAAAAAGGUUGAUAGCAUUACGCCUUACACCAUGGCCCUCAUCGCCAAAUACAUCGCUCGCCAUCGGCUCAGAGAAACACGCUUGCUAGACACCAUCGCUGACUUCUUGGUCAAGAAGGGUGAAUACCUGGACAGCAAGGUGAUCCAGAAGCUUGUUUUCCCGUUUAGUCGUAUGAGUUAUCGGCCGGCUAAUGAAGCUCAGUUUUUCUCUAAGCUGGAGAUGGUGCUUGAACUAAAGGCUCCGAGUUCUCCGCUGGCCACCGUAAACAUCCUCAUGUCUUUAUUUCAGCUGGGCCAUUUCCCUGGGCUCGUUCUUCACCGUGUCUUCUCCCCAGCGUUCAUCAGUAAUGUCACCAACAGCCCAUAUGCUCUGAUUGUACGACGCUAUCUUUCACUACUGGAUGCAGCCGUCGAGCUGGAAUACAGGGACUACACUGGACCUCGCCUUCAGGAUACACACAAAGUGCUCAUGUUCGACCACGCUUUAACUGCAGAUGAGGUGAACCGCAAAUACAGUUAUAAAGGUCUGGUUGCAGAGGCACUCCGACAGCUUGUUGGUGAGCACGGCUACAAACAAGAUGAAGUUCUCGCACCAGGAUAUUACACAGAUUUCCUGCUGUGGGUGGACAGCACGGGCCGUGUCCUCCCCAUCAGAACAGGCACAGCAGCAGCAGGAUCAACCGCGUGUGUAGUCCUGAACCUCAAAUCUCCAGAGGGGAUCUCCAGCUCUGUCGCAGCCCUUACUACUGACUUCCAGAAGUUCUCUCCUUUUGUCCCGUCACUGGAGGAAGGGGUCGACAAACAAGCAGCAGAGGAGUCUGCCUUCCUGUCUGCUCCCAUGCGUCCCCCAGCAGCAGCAGCAGCAGGAGGAGGAUCUCAGAGCGUCGGUCCUAACGGAACGGUCCUUCUGGACUACAACCCAUAUUACACCACUUCAGAUUAUUACUCGACUCUAGCCAAGGAGCACUCUCUGGAGAGCCAGGACAGCUCCACGCUCAGUAGCCCCUCAGACUGCCUGACCCAGACAGGACCCUCUGUUCCAGGCACAGUUGCACCGCAAGACUCCCUGUUCCAGUUCUCCAUUGGAAAAAUCCUGGAGGACGAGGGAGGUGCUGCAACAGGAGCAAACCCGGGGCCGGAUUGUGAGAUCGCUCCAUUUUACGAAGGUGUAUCGUACCCAGAGAGGGGUGAGAGUGAUGUUGUGGCCGCUUCUCCACUGCAGCUUCACAACCCAGACCACCCUGAAGCUGACCGGACCCCAGGAGAGCAGGUGAAGAGGGUUAUUAUGUCUGUAAAUGAUAAAUGGCAUUACUGUCAUAAUUCUGAUGUGCUGGUCGGAUCCAGGGCGAUGAGAGACCGUCACCUGCAGUUACUGGGCUACAUCAUACUACAGUUGCCCUAUUUGGAGUUGGAGAAGCUGAACGGGAUAGAGGAAGUUAAGCAGUACCUACACAAAAAGCUGCUGGAGGUUCCUUUAUGACGACAUUAAUGCAGUGUGUUUGUGUGCUUCAGAGAGCAUGUGCGACAUCCACAGUUUCAAGAGGUCUCGUUGUUUUCAGAAAGACUAUGGUGUACUUAUGUGUCUGUGUGUGUAUGUGAGCGUCUGUAAGUGCGUUUGUACACAGGAUGUGAACAGUCCUUGAUUUCAGGACAAAACUUUGGCUGACACAAGGAAUCUGGGUGGGUGUUGUUGUUAUUCUUUAAUUACACAGAGAUCUUCUUUGGGCAAAGUUCAAAAUAAUAUAUGUAGUCUAACUGUGCCUGGAUGAUACUGCUUAUUCAGCGUCAUCAAGCAAACAUUACUUCCCUCCAUUCAUUCUCAAUAACCAUCACAAAACAUCAGCAGCACAAAGUGAGUGUUUUUCGGUAUAGGUGAGAAGAGCAGGCAGUUUGUUAUUAUAAGUUCCCCAGCAAUUUAUUUUAGCUUUUGAUGGCGUUCCCACAUCCCCAUUUUUUGUGUGUGUGUUUAGGUGCAAAUUUGGGAGCAGGAACUAAGUUUGACUUUUGGGGCAAGUAUAGUAGACUAUAUUUCAUGGAUGUGGACACAGGUUUGCAGGGGUCUUGUGGUGAUGAGCCACAGCUAUUUGUAUUUCAGAUGCUGCCGCAACGACCACUGCUGCUCUUUGGUUUUAAACCUAAAAGAAUUGAGGUUUUGGGGAUAAAUAUGGACGUAGAUUGUAAGAAAUAAAUGGGGAUGUUGAUUAAAAGUCUUAUGACGUGAACUGUAUGGAUUUACAGAAUAGAUAGUUAUAUAUUAUAUAAUUAUUAUAUGCAGGAAUGGGUUAUGUUUAUGUAUUUUAUUUUCUCAAAAUGAUUAACCGUUUUGGUGUCAUGUGAGGGGAAAAAGCAAUGCACAAAGUUGACUGCAGGAUAGUUAUUAAAUAAUGUUUUCAUCUCUCCCAUGUGGAGAAUGUUGCAUUUUUAGAUUGUGCCUUUAGUGUAUGAAUAUAUGCUCAUUGUAAUAUUCAGACAAAUUCUAAAUAAAAAGCUUAAUGAAAGUCUUUUAUGAAAAGACAAGUCAAUGUAGCUGCAGUUAAUUUCAUCAUUAAAAAGAAAUUAAUUCAUGGAAUCCAGUUGGAUUUGUCAUCAUCAUAUUUGCCACAGUGACAGGCAACUCUCUAGUGUGAUGUUAAAGUAUUAUCAUAGUUUAUUUUAAUAAGUACAAAAUAAGUUUUGCAUAGUUGAUUUCAAAUAAAGCCAAGAAGGUUUGUUAAAUCAAGGCAUUGCUUACAUUCAUGUGCUUUGAGUAGCUUGAUACGAAAAGCAUAAAGAUCCCAAUAUCAGAUCUUAAUAUGGAAGAUGUAUUUUGUGUGAUUCAACCAUAUACCACUUUCUUGGUGUGCAUUUGCUUUGCUCUUUCUUUAGAGGGAAAGAUAAUUUAUUAUGGGAAGUGAAUGUAAGUGGACCGUGUGAGUGAAUGUCUGUGUCGGGUAGCAGGUGGGGAAAUGGAUUGAAAUGUCUCUUUAUAUAUACGUAUUAAAAUGUCUAUAUAAAAAAAAAGAUUAUUAAAAAUGAAAUGGAAGAAA